Neocloeon triangulifer is the source of this 1654-nucleotide messenger RNA. RefSeq names its product eclosion hormone. The record is from RefSeq and is a predicted model, not a curated record. NCBI's taxonomy places the organism in Eukaryota, Metazoa, Arthropoda, Insecta, Ephemeroptera, Baetidae. Gene Ontology annotation, biological process: neuropeptide signaling pathway; ecdysis, chitin-based cuticle. The transcript is spliced from 3 exons. Bases 1220 to 1456 code for a protein of 78 amino acids. Gene Ontology annotation, molecular function: ecdysis-triggering hormone activity.
CAUUCGUUUUGCAUGCAAUUAUUAGCCCUGGGGAUUGUUAAAUAUUAAGAUAAAAACAUAAAAAAAGUUUGAUGCACAAUUAUAUAUCAGUUUCAAUAUAAUUUGCUUGGUUUGGUUUUUUUCACUUUUAUUUAUUAUUUUUAACGGACGCUAAAUUUUCAAUAACAUUGUGAUUGGUCGACUAUUUUUAAUUAAUCAAAAUACAGUUGCCCUGUAAAUUUGCAUACCCAGGUUAUUAAAUUUUUAAUUAAUUUAUUUACAAUAAUUGAAAGGAGGAAAGUUGAAUGGAAAUACGGUGUUUCGAGAAAACGUUAGGUAAGGGUCGCAGGAAUGGAGAAGACAGGCGCCGGCAAUGUCACACAUUUCACAACUUGCGGUUCGCAGAAACUAGUUGGAUCAAUCAAAUACGAAUAAACAAACAUUUGCCUCGUAAUGAGCGGCGUUUUGCAAAAACCGCAGCACCAAUCGACAACAUAUGGGCAAUUUUUUACAAAAUACCACUCCAUAUAAAUUUAAUUACCGACAUCAUCAGUUAAUAAACAAGUUUGCAUGCAAUACGAUUUGCACGUGUUGAAAAAAAAUAAUAAUUAAAAAAAAAUUCAAAGCUCUGUAAGAAUAAAGUCUAGACCGGGAGAGUUCAAUUCAAAUCUAUAAACACAACUGACGGUUACGCGCGCUCUCGACACCGCUGAGAUGAACUUGCCCUACUGAACUAUAAAGGUAAAUAAGGCAAUUGCACUCUCUCUGACGUAUUAGAGUGGCUUGGUGCACGUAUAUAAAUAAAAAGCGGCGCGAGAGAAAGUGAAUUUUGUCAAAUGAGUUUCGCCUGCAAAUAUCAUACGUGAGGAUCGGACAAGGUCGCGGUUGACAGACGAAUUAAUUAAAAACUAAUGAGAGCGUUCUCGCUAGCGGCGCGACAAAGAACCAGAUGAGGCGGUGCCGGCAAACAGGAAGCUUUUUACUAAUCACUCCACUUUAUUUAUAAAUAUAAAACCCACAUGGAGACUUGAAUGACAGGAUCUGCUCAUCACAUUAUUUAUUUCCAUCUCUCGUUUCAAGACUUUCCCUGGCGGAGCAAUAGUAUUUGCUUCACUAUAAAAGAAAUUUAAAUGUUUCAGUCUCAAUCAAUCAAGAAAGAGAGGCGUGUGGUCAGUACAUCACCAGUGCAAAUCAGACCGACCUUUUUGGUAGCAGCCCGUUUAUCCAAACCUCAUUUAAAAUGAUCCGCGCAAGAGCUCUGAUGGUGCUGGUCGCUCUGUUGGUGUGUGGAGUGCUCGUGGCCGAGGGCAACCCGCUGGCCGUGUGCAUCCGCAACUGCGCCCAGUGCAAGAAGAUGUUCGGCGAUUACUUCGAGGGCCAAAUGUGCGCCGACUGGUGCGUCAAGUUCAAGGGCAAGUUGAUACCCGACUGCGAGGACAUCGAUACCAUCGCCCAAUUCCUCAACAAACUUGAAUAGUAUUUGGUCAACGCCAGAAUUAUCCUCUGAUCUCGACGCUGGUGGUUUCAAACGCCGCAUUUUGCUGUUAUUUUCUCCUAGUCAGCCGAUUGCACUACUUGUGUUUUCUGUGAUAUUUCAUUGUUUCGCGUUGUGCGAAUGAUUUUUGUUUAUGUAGUGGAAUAGAUAGAAGAAAAAGCACAGCAAUUAUUCUUUUCU